GGUCGGUUUGGACAGCCAUAUACUGCGAUUUGAAGCCCGAAUGAAGUCGAAAAUACCAGAAAAUUGUUCUAGAAUUUUCAUUAUAAGAUAUUAUUUAUCCGAUGACACCAUGGCCAUAUUUGAAGUUGCUAAAAGAAAUUCAGGAUUUGCAACUUCCAAUUUCCUUGCGAGAGGUAAAAUCAUAUUGCCAGAACAAAAAGUUUUCACUAGUAAACCUCCUCUAUGUUACACUCCGCAACAUAUGUUCAUCGGCGCUACCUUGAUCAUUAAUGGUUUCGAAUUCAUUCUUCUGGAUGCUGAUGAAUAUGCCUUGAGAUAUAUGGAGCUGAAUGCAGGCCAGUUUCCUAAGGCCAAUAUCAAAAUCAUCAUGGAUAAAGUGAAGGAGAAGUUACGACCUAUAUAUAAAGACUUCGUAGCAGAAAAUUUGCCCAACGAAUCACCGGUUAUUUCUUAUGAGCGAUUGAGAGCAAAGUUAUGUGAGUUGAUGGGACAAGACUUCACUGAACAUGAAAUGGUGACGAUAUCUAGAGCCUUUUCUGCUGUAUGUUACAAAGAUAAAUAUAAUAGAGAUAAAAUAAGAGCAUUAGCGCUAACGGAACUCAAACGAUUUCUAUGGGAUGAUUUGGAUAGACUGAAAGAGUACUUUCUACAGAGAGACCCUCCUAGAUCAGGAAAACUAUCGAAGAAAGAUUGCUAUACUAUCAUGAAAGCCUGCAGAUUACCUUUUGAUAAAGAAUUGAUUGAGAGGAUACUACAGGU
Molecule: messenger RNA, 759 nt
Organism: Leptinotarsa decemlineata (Colorado potato beetle)
Lineage: Eukaryota; Metazoa; Arthropoda; Insecta; Coleoptera; Chrysomelidae
Gene: Efhc1.2
Product: EF-hand domain containing 1.2
Biological process (GO): regulation of neuron projection development
Cellular component (GO): microtubule
Source: RefSeq, a predicted model, not a curated record